This is a messenger RNA of Aureobasidium namibiae CBS 147.97, 648 nucleotides long. RefSeq lists its product as uncharacterized. Bases 1 to 648 code for a protein of 215 amino acids. The record is from RefSeq and is a predicted model, not a curated record. The transcript has a single exon. Lineage: Eukaryota; Fungi; Ascomycota; Dothideomycetes; Dothideales; Saccotheciaceae.
AUGUCAUAUAGUCUCGCGGCUGAUUCGUACCUCCCUUCAUCACCUCUCAAAUCCGCCGAUUCCGGAUAUGCACCACUCGAUGCGACAGACUCCAUCGCUAUCUGGCAAGCUUCGCCAUCCGAACCUGUCUCGACUCCGCAGAAAUACUACGAUUUCGAUAUAGAAGAGCUGUCAGAAGACAACGUGGACGAUUCCUGUUAUGCCCAGGUCCUACAUCCGUACGAGCUGGAAGAGGUCGACACUCCUGUCGCGAAUCGAAGUCACGUCAACCAAUUUAUUGAGAUCGACGAAGAAGAUGGUGGACAGGAUACUCCCGAGUCCGGAUCUACUGCUCUUGCUCAUCGUUUGCGUCGUAUACGCUGGCAACCUGCAUCUCGACCUUCCGACUCGAUACGUUCAUCACCUGUCCCAUCCAACCCGCGCAAGCGCGUACGGUCAGAGGCCUUAGAUACCGACACCGACUCGGAUGGUUUCGACAGUUCAUACACACGUUCUGAACCCCCGCGAAUGCGCCGACGUGUUCAUGGGCCUGGAAUCGCACCUGCUAUGGCCACUCCUUCGGCCGUGAGCGAUGCAUCUACCCCUCGGGCAACCACGACUACCCCUACGUCCGACGAAUUGAUGGAUGUCGACGAACAAGCCGCCUAG